UUUGGCUGUGAGUAUUUGAGAAGUUUGUUAUUCCAAGUGGAACAUUUUGAAUUUUUAUUUCUAGUUGUGUUUACGGAUGAUUAGAUUUUGAAGUUCUUGGGAUCUAAAAAGCUCAGUUCUCUAAAUUAUAAAAUAAUAUUCAAUGAGAUAAUUCUUUUGACAUGUGCUGUCCUGGUUUUGUUAUUUUAUUACAGUAAUAAAUUACAAGACAUGGACGGAAAUUGAUUUUCCUCUUACACCAUUUUCGAAUGCCUAAAUGCCUAAGACAUGGUGUCACAGACAAGAUUGGAAUAUGGUUUCAUCGGCUACCAGGUGCCUGUGUUCCCUCGAGCUUCUAGAUCAGCAAGGGUUAGGGUGCCAAAUAGGAAGAAAAGUGGGAACAAUGAGAAACAUGCUUUCGAAAUUUUGGUUAGUGUAGCCGGUGAUUUUUUGCAGGAAGGUGAAACUUUUGUGCCUCCUAACUGUAAAAAGGAUCAGCAAAAUGCUUGUAAGAAUCUUGUUUUAAAGGAACAAGAGGAUGAGAGUCAAUCAUCGAAGUGCAACCUUUCCGAUAAGGAAACAUACAAUGAAAAACCUUUAUCUGGUUAUCACCAAAUCCGUACAGUGAAUAAGUUCUCACAUGCUCCAGACCGGUUUAAUUUGAAACCCUAUUCAAGUUUAAAGGGCUUCGAUAAGUUGGCCAAUGUCAGUGGUAGAAACACAAACCAUUCUUCUGAAUUAGGCAUUUCUUCUCUUAUAUCUGGGGAAUUUUCUGAAGGGCAAUUUGAGGAUGCAGGAGCUGAACUUUCAAUCAUUCAAACCGUAAAAAGUGAAACUCUUCAGCCUACAGGCAGUUUGGAUGCGUUGGAAAUGGACUGUAAACCUCCUCAUUAUUUCUGUUCAGGAAGCAAGACAUCAUUGUCCAAGGAUUGGACAACUCUGGGUCCUUCUAGGCAUUCUGAUACUAUAGAGACAGUUAGUAGAGAUGAUAACGGAAAUUACGUGGCAGAUCAAAGAAUUAAGAACCCGUCUUCAUCCAGACGUUGGAGAGUAUCUCCAAAUUUGAAUGGUGGGGCUUCCUUUAGAAAUGAUGGGAAAAGAAGAAAGAUUUUCCACGAUGGGAGAACUAGUUAUAGUCGUCAAAGAUCGAAGAGGAUCUCUCCUUUGAAGAGAAGGGAUUUCUUUAAUCAAUGCCCCAUCUCUGGGUCGGAUCGAGGCUUUCAGCUUGAUGACAGAUUCAAUUCUGCUGCUGACAAGAGAGGCGAUGGUAAUAAUUAUUGUGCAGCCAUUAGAGUGGCAUCCUCAGUUACAAGUCCACAUCCACAUCCUGGGUCCAGAGACCGUAAUGUGAAGCUCCGGAUUAAAUCCUUCAAGGUUCCGGAGCUUCUUGUUGAGAUUCCUACAACCGCCACUGUUGGUUCACUGAAAAGGUCAGUCAUGGAAGCAGUGACUACUGUACUUGGAGAUGGCUUACAUGUCGGCAUCCUUCUUCAAGGAAAGAAGGUUAGAGAUGACAGUAAAACUCUACUUCAGACUGGUAUUUCUCGAGAUGGCAAGCAUUGUAAUUUGGGAUUUAUGUUGGAGCCCAGGCACGCACAAAUUAAACUACCUCGGUGCUUGGGAGAGCAGGGGAUAACAAGUCAUGCGACAUCUUUUACUCUAGAUCCGAGGACUUCUAGCAUCUCCCUUGAUCCUCCUGUGGCUGGUUGCAUCAAUGGUGCCCGAAGGGACCAUCACCUAGUUCCCUCUCUUCCCAAUAUAUCAGCUAGUACUACUCCUCUUCCGAAUUCCCAAUCUGUAGUAUCAGUCCCAGCCAUUAGUGUGGAGGCAUUGGCUGUGGUUCCAAUUCAUCACAGAGCUGGGCGUCGCGAGUUUGUCCAGCGGCGUAUCAGAAGACCCUUCUCUGUUUCAGAAGUAGAAGCAUUGGUUCAGGCAGUUGAGAAACUAGGAACCGGAAGGUGGCGUGAUGUCAAAUUAUAUGCUUUUGACAACGCAAAGCAUCGUACAUAUGUGGAUUUGAAGGAUAAGUGGAAGACAUUGGUCCAUACAGCAAGAAUCUCCCCUCAGCAAAGGAGAGGAGAACCUGUGCCACAAGAGCUUUUGGACAGGGUCCUUGCGGUCCAUGCCUAUUGGUCCCAACAGCAGGCUAAGCAGCAGCAACUAAAACCAGGUGUCUGAGGUUUGACUACAUCUCUGGUCGAUCUUGUAAAUCUGUGUAGUGAAAUCUUCUGUAAAUGAAAAUUAUGUUUAGUAAUAGUAUGCUCUCGCUUCAAAGUUGACCUGAAACCGAACCACCUGCCUUUGUUGGAUGGAGUUCGGUUACAUGAUUUGUUGAAUAAACAAAUGUAUGCUUAGAUGCUUUUGUAAUAAUAGUUUGAAUUUUAUUUUCAAACAACAUUGUACCAUUGUUUUUUGUUUUAACAGGAAAUGUUCAUGAAAGAAUACUUCAGUAAA
Messenger RNA from Gossypium raimondii (Peruvian cotton), 2433 nucleotides. Its product is annotated as telomere repeat-binding protein 6. The transcript has 10 exons. The record is from RefSeq and is a predicted model, not a curated record. Lineage: Eukaryota; Viridiplantae; Streptophyta; Magnoliopsida; Malvales; Malvaceae. The coding region runs from base 268 to 2157 and encodes 629 amino acids.